AUGAAGGCCGUUUCUGAGCAGCAGAGGGCGCCGGGGAGGCGGGGGGCUGUCCCUGCGUCUCUGUCUCGGCUCCCGUUCAGCAGAAAUCGAGGGGAAGUCUUUUCGGUGCUACGCUUCGCGUCUGCGUUGAAUGUUUUUUGUCUUUUCUUGUCUCUCUUGGCCUCCUCCCCCCUCCCCACGCCGCCCGCAGCGCGCUCGUCUGGGUCGCGGGCAGCCUCGCACUCCGCUCUGCCCUGGUCGUUGAGCGCGCCGUUGCUCGGCGCGGAGGCGAGCUCCGGGCCUCCGAAUUUCCCCAGCGAUGAGGAAGGAGAGCUCUCGAAGCUUCUCGCGGGUUUGGAAGCCCUUAAAACAGAGGGCGAGGUGAACGGCACUGCGCCGGCAGACCCGCCUGCGAAGGACGCGGCGACUGCGCCCGCGACACCUGACGCCGCAGGAGAUAGUCAACAGGAAGGAAAGGACUGCUGCAAAGGCAAAACGGUACGCGAUGAUUCCGGUUCCGAGGGCGCGGUUGCCGCUGGCGGCACGGGGAGCAAAGAUUCCCCCUCCGACGCGGGGGUCGACGCAGCCGCAAGAGGCAGGAAGAGGCGGAGACUCCAGCGCGCGCUGAGGCGUAAGGAAGGAUGCUGCGGAGGGGAGAAGGGCGGCGAGCAAUCCAAGGGUGAAGAGAAGGAAGAGGGCUGCUGUGGGGCCAAGAACAGGGCGAAAGUCGCGGCCGAGGCCGCAGGCGGCGGGGGCUGCUGUGGCGGAGGCGGAAAGGACGCGAGCGUCGCGGGCGCAGCCGGCGCGAAAUCAAUGAAGGCGAAGGCGUGCUGCACGGGCGAAAUGCAGGAGGAGCAAGGGGACGCGGCCGGCGGACACGUUGCUGCCAAAGGCCACAAGUCGUCCUGCUGCGGCGUCAUGCCCAUGUCUUUCCAGAACUCGUAUCACACUGUUAUUCUCUUCCACAGCUGGGAGACCCUCGAAAAAUGGCAAUACGUGCUGUCGAUUCUGGCCUGCAUUGUCCUUGGGAUGAUCUCGGUUAUUUUGAAGGUUGUUCGCCUGCGAGUUGAGUUCGUCCUCGUUCAGCGGGACCGGGCAGCCGAAGACAGGGCCGCGUCGGAGGGCGCGGCGAAGGGCUCUAGUCUGCCCUCUGCCUCAGUCAGGCAUCGCCUCUGCAUGGGCUUCCCCAUCAAGCAAAACGCGUACCGCAUGGUGGAGGCGUUCAUCAUUUACGGCUACGACUACCUACUCAUGCUGAUUGUCAUGACGUACAACGUUGGCCUGUUCUUCGCUGUCACCGGUGGUCUCGCGCUCGGCUUCUUUUUCUUCGGGCACAUGCUUCGCCUCAAGGCGGAAGACGGGGGACACGAGCUGGACGGCGAGGGCGGCGGCCACAGACGGCAAGGCAUGUCGGAGGACUACCGCGGCGACCCCUGCUGCUGUGGCACGUAA
Messenger RNA from Besnoitia besnoiti, 1431 nucleotides. RefSeq names its product Ctr copper transporter family protein. Gene Ontology annotation, biological process: intracellular copper ion homeostasis; copper ion transmembrane transport. NCBI's taxonomy places the organism in Eukaryota, Apicomplexa, Conoidasida, Eucoccidiorida, Sarcocystidae. The coding region runs from base 1 to 1431 and encodes 476 amino acids. Gene Ontology annotation, molecular function: copper ion transmembrane transporter activity. The record is from RefSeq and is a predicted model, not a curated record. The transcript is spliced from 2 exons. Gene Ontology annotation, cellular component: plasma membrane.